This is a messenger RNA of Dichotomopilus funicola, 3849 nucleotides long. RefSeq names its product DNA-directed RNA polymerase II subunit RPB2. The record is from RefSeq and is a predicted model, not a curated record. The transcript is spliced from 2 exons. Gene Ontology annotation, molecular function: ribonucleoside binding; DNA binding. Gene Ontology annotation, cellular component: RNA polymerase II, core complex. The coding region runs from base 1 to 3849 and encodes 1282 amino acids. Lineage: Eukaryota; Fungi; Ascomycota; Sordariomycetes; Sordariales; Chaetomiaceae. Gene Ontology annotation, biological process: DNA-templated transcription.
AUGGCCGAUUACUCGAGUCAGGCCGAGUACGGCGCCUACGGGGAAGGAUACGAAAAUGAUAACGAUUACGAGAACGGCACCGGCGAAGAGGGUGGGGAGGCUGUCAUGCCGGAAGACAUCAUUACUCCCGAGGACUGCUGGGAAGUCAUCUCGUCCUACUUCGACUCAAAGGGUCUCGUUUCGCAGCAGAUCGACUCGUUCGAUGAGUUUACGUCAACAACCAUCCAGUCCCUCGUCGAUGAAUACGCCGACUUGACUCUCGACCAUCCGAACCCAGGGGAUGAUAGCGGCCGCGAUGUUGCCAUGCGACGAUACGACAUUCAUUUCGACAACGUGCUUAUUUCGAAGCCAUCCCUCACCGAAGCCACUGGGGAAACCACCAGCCUUCUCCCGUACGAAUGCCGUGACCGUAACCUGACCUACUCUGCACCGAUGUACUGCAGAGUGAUGAAGCGUGCCCGAGUCGCUAUCAACGAGGAUGUUGCGCUGAAGGAUAUGGACGAUGAACAGCAGGAGUACAUGGCCCGGACUGGCGAGCAUCCCAAGACCAUUCGUUGGGAAGAGGAGGACACCGGGCCGCAUGAAGGCGGGGGCAAGGGCGAUGAACAGCAAAAGGGCGACCUGAUUUUCCUCGGGAAGCUCCCCGUAAUGGUAAAGUCGCAAGUUUGCCAUCUGGCCAACGAGGACGAAGAGUCGUUGUUUUUACUCAACGAGUGUCCAUACGACCAGGGCGGCUACUUUAUUAUCAACGGCAGUGAGAAAGUUCUGAUCGCCCAGGAGCGCUCGGCGGCCAACAUCGUGCAGGUCUUCAAGAAGCCGCCAGGAGGAAGUGUCUCGUACCAGGCCGAAAUCCGGUCUGCGUUGGAGAAAGGCUCGCGCCUCAUCUCUUCACUGCAGAUGAAGCUUCACACUAAAGGCUCGCCGGAGAAGGGAAGACUGCCGAACACCGUCAGCGUUACGCUUCCGUAUGUGCGUGAAGAUGUUUCGCUCGCGAUCGUCUUCCGUGCCCUCGGCAUCGUGUCUGAUGAGGAUAUUCUCAACCACAUCUGCUACGACCGCACCGAUACGCAGAUGCUGGAGGCACUCCGGCCAUGUAUCGAGGAGGCGUUUUGCAUCCAGGACCGGGAGAUCGCGCUCGACUUCAUCGGAAAGCGUGGCAAUGGCAAUGCCGGUCAAAACCGUGUGAACCGCGUCCGGGCUGCGAAAGACCUGCUUCAGAAGGAAAUGCUCCCUCAUAUCUCGCAGACGGAGGGAUGCGAAACUCGGAAAGCAUUCUUCUUGGGAUACAUGGUUCACAAGCUGCUUCAGUGCGCGCUUGGUCGUCGCGACCCCGAUGACCGUGAUCACUUCGGCAAGAAGAGGCUGGACUUGGCUGGCCCGCUGCUCGCAAAGCUGUUCCGUGGCGUUGUUCGGCGCAUGACCCAAGAUCUCAUGUCUUACAUGAAGCGCUGCAUCGACACCAACAAGAACUUCUCCCUUGCGCUUGGUAUCAAGCACUCGACAUUAACGAAUGGCUUGAAAUACUCGUUGGCGACGGGCAACUGGGGUGACCAGAAGAAGGCCAUGAGCUCGACGGCGGGCGUUUCUCAGGUGUUGAACAGAUACACAUUCGCUUCGACCCUCUCCCACUUGCGGCGUACCAACACGCCCAUUGGCCGUGAUGGCAAGCUCGCGAAGCCGCGCCAACUUCACAAUACACACUGGGGUUUGGUUUGCCCGGCCGAGACGCCAGAAGGCCAAGCUUGUGGUCUCGUCAAGAACCUGUCGCUGAUGUGCUACGUGAGCGUGGGGACACCAGCUGACCCUAUCGUGGAAUUCAUGAUUGCGCGAGGCAUGGAGGUGCUUGAGGAAUACGAGCCCCUUCGGUAUCCCAACGCGACGAAGGUGUUUGUCAACGGCACGUGGGUUGGUGUCCACCAGGAUCCAAAACACCUGGUUACCUUGGUCCAAGGCUUGCGACGGAGGAACGUCAUCUCGUUUGAGGUGUCACUUGUGCGCGAUAUCCGCGACCGCGAGUUCAAGAUCUUUUCCGAUGCGGGGCGUGUCAUGAGACCGCUAUUCACCGUGGAGCAAGAAGUAAACGGCGGCGAGAGCGGAGCAGAGAUGGGCGCUUUGAUCCUCAACAAGGAGCACAUUGCGCGGUUGGAAACAGACAAAGACCUCGGCCGGUACCACCCAGACUACUGGGGUUGGAGAGGCUUGUUGAAGUCGGGUGCGAUCGAGUACCUUGAUGCCGAAGAAGAGGAGACAGUCAUGAUCUGCAUGACUCCCGAAGACCUGGAGCGAUUCCGCUUGCGGAAGAAGGGGAGAGAAAUGCCCGACAACUCCGGGGUGGGCAACAAUCGGAUCAAGACGAAGACCAACCCGACAACUCACAUGUACACACACUGCGAGAUCCACCCCAGUAUGCUGCUUGGCAUUUGCGCCAGCAUCAUUCCGUUCCCCGACCACAACCAAUCGCCCAGAAACACCUACCAAUCUGCCAUGGGCAAACAGGCCAUGGGCUUCUUCCUCACCAACUACUCCCGUCGGAUGGACACGAUGGCCAACAUCUUGUACUACCCGCAGAAACCCCUGGCCACAACGCGGUCCAUGGAGUUCCUCAAGUUCCGAGAGCUGCCGGCCGGGCAGAACGCCAUUGUCGCCAUUGCGUGCUACUCGGGCUACAACCAAGAAGACUCUGUGAUUAUGAAUCAGAGCAGCAUCGACCGCGGUAUCUUCCGCAGUCUCUUCUUCCGCUCGUACACCGAUUGCGAAAAGCGCGUCGGUAUCAACAUUGUUGAAAAGUUCGAGAAGCCCAACCGGAGCGACACCUUGCGGCUGAAGCACAGCACGUAUGACAAGCUCGACCCAGACGGCAUUGUCGCCCCUGGCAUCCGUGUUUCAGGGGAGGAUAUCAUCAUCGGCAAGACCUGCCCCAUCAACCCCGACAACGCCGAGCUCGGACAGCGGUCGAACCAGCAUGUGAAGCGGGAUGCGUCGACCCCCCUACGCAGCACGGAGAGUGGUAUCGUCGAUCAGGUCGUUGUAACAACCAACCAGGACGGCAUGCGGUACGUCAAGGUCAGGGUGCGCACUACCAAGGUCCCGCAGAUUGGUGACAAAUUUGCGUCUCGCCACGGUCAGAAGGGUACCAUCGGUGUCACCUACCGUCAGGAGGACAUGCCUUUCACCUGUGAGGGUAUCACCCCCGACAUCAUCAUCAAUCCGCACGCCAUUCCGUCGCGUAUGACGAUUGCCCAUUUGAUCGAGUGUUUGUUGUCCAAGGUUUCCACGCUUAAGGGUAUGGAAGGUGACGCGACCCCCUUUACCGACGUCACGGUCGAUAGUGUCUCUGAUCUUCUUCGUGAGCACGGUUACCAAUCUCGCGGUUUCGAGGUCAUGUACCACGGCCAUACGGGUCGCAAGCUGCGCGCGCAAGUGUUCUUUGGGCCGACCUACUACCAGCGUUUACGGCACAUGGUCGACGACAAGAUCCACGCGCGUGCCCGUGGCCCGCUGCAAAUCAUGACUCGACAACCAGUGGAGGGUCGUGCCAGGGAUGGUGGUCUGCGGUUCGGUGAAAUGGAGCGUGAUUGCAUGAUUGCGCAUGGUGCUGCCAGCUUCUUGAAGGAGCGGUUGUUUGAGGUGUCGGAUGCGUUCCGCGUGCAUAUUUGCGAGAUCUGCGGAUUGAUGACACCGAUCGCAAACUUGACCAAACAGUCGUUUGAGUGCCGCCCCUGCAAGAACAAGACCAAGAUCGCCCAGGUACACAUGCCGUACGCUGCCAAGCUGCUAUUCCAGGAGCUGAUGUCCAUGAACAUCGCUUCCCGCAUGUUUACCAACCGCUCUGGGAUCUCGGUGCGUUAA